CUGUUCAGCGAGCUCACAAUUCUAGUACUCCUUUUUCUGGCUGUUAAACAUUUUGAUGUCCCAAGUCAAUGGCUUGCAACCGCGGCUAACCGGGGUAGUCUUUCGGCAAUUGCCGCAUCUUCUUUCACUACAGCCACCACCACUCCCUACUGCUACACACCAUAAUGGACAAGUCUUCUUGGUCAAUCAUACAAUGGCUUCCCAAUGAAGUACUUUCUGAAGUCCUUCGGUUCUGUGCGCCCAGGGAGCUUGCUAUUUUACUCAGGGUCGCAAAGCUGUUCAACGAAAUCGGACUGCCUUUGUUAUACCGCGAUCUUUACCUCGACAUAAGCCAGGCAAAAUUGGCUUCGGCGCUUUCUUUCAGGGUGUCUAUAGAACGGGAUCCAGCGAGGGCGCUCAUGAUCAAGGCUAUUCGGAUAAUAGCUUUGGAUUUGGCAAACAUCGAAGCCGUUGCCUCUAUUAUGGAGGGCAUCAAAAACUUCACCACCAUUGUCCCCGCCAUCGUUCAGCUGACAAACAUAGAAGUCUUCCGAAUCGUCUGCGAAUUCGACGAGGAAGGGUUGCUCGAUUUACUCGACGUGGCCUUUUUCCCUAAAAUGCACACCCUUACUCUUGCCUUCAGUGGCCUCCUCCACCCUUCUCAAAUAUCACCCUUCAUAAACAGGCACCCGACGCUUCGCAGCGUUUCACUUCAGUCCAAUUCAGUCUUCGGUGACAAUUUUUCCGUUUUCCUAUCAGCAUUCCCUCGCAUAGAAUUGCUGGAGCACAUGUCCGCUCCUUUCGAGUACUUCCUCGGCGACAUACCCAGUAAGAACUUGACUUCUGCCUCGAUCGAUUUCAGCGUAUAUGGAAGGCCGGAAAUCGGGAGGACCUUUGUCUCGCUUGCUAAUUCUGCUGCGAAGGAUAGUUGCAAGACACUCGUUUGCAUCACCCAAGGUCUGGCCCUCUUCCUCGUUUUGCAUCCUUUGAUGAAUUGGCCAAGUUCAAACAUCUCAAAAAGUUUACUCACAUCACAGUUGACAAGGACGACGAUGGAUUGCAGAAAGCAAUUGAUCGCGUCGACGACCAACUGUUUCAUGGAAUGUCUUCGACAUUGAGUCUGUUGAAACUAUACGGAACAACCUGGUCACGAACAAAUGAUGGCUGGAUCCGCACCAAAUCCUAGUCUACGUAAUACAGAAGAUCUUCGACCGUCCACGGAGACCCCUUAUGGCCUGCUUUUG
Molecule: messenger RNA, 1223 nt
Organism: Guyanagaster necrorhizus
Lineage: Eukaryota; Fungi; Basidiomycota; Agaricomycetes; Agaricales; Physalacriaceae
Exons: 5
Coding region: 165-1097 (310 amino acids)
Molecular function (GO): protein binding
Source: RefSeq, a predicted model, not a curated record